CGUCGAAUACCUCAAAUCGUAAGCCUUAGUAAUAAAAAGGGUGUUUAAUUUUCGGCGUGCCAAAGAUAGCCGAAUGUUCACGUUUGGGAUUACAAAUAGUUAUUGAGAACUGCCGAGGUGUACAAUUGCACAAUAAAAAAUGUAAAUUAGUUGUUCGUAUUUGUGUUUAAACUCAACAGAGAAAUUUAAAAUUCUAAAAAUUAAAAACUAUUCUAUUUGUUGUACUAUUAACCAAUCUUUGGAAUUCCACAAAAAAUCGAAAAAAAAAAUAUAUGCAAAUAUUGGUUUUUCAAAUUUGGCAAAUAUGUCAUUUGUAAAAAAGUGGCAAAAUAGUGUCAACUGCAGUCAGAAUCCUUCAAUAUGCAGCAAGAACGCAGAGACUCUCAGUUGUAAGUACCUGGGCCACAACUUGGAUGACCCCAAUCAUCACACGGUCUGCAAAGAACUAAAUGAAAAGCAGCCGAAAAGCCGUAUUAGGCUCGAUUGCAAGGGAUAUAAAUCCAAAACUCGCUCCAAUGUGGAACCCGAUUCGGUGGGAGCGGCCAUAGGUCUUACCUGUUCCCGUGCGCCGUUAGCGCGACGCUGCGCUUGCCUCGAGGAGGAACUGCAUGCUUCCACAAUUGCCCAGGACUAUGCCACAUAUCUGAAGGCGUUCGCUUUGAUAUACGUGCUGCCCGAGGAGGAGUGGCGCACCGAUAACAUUGACAAAUUGCUCGUCGAGGGCGAAGAACUAUUCCAAACCAGCUCCGAGGACACCGCCGAUGGGCCGCAGCACAAGUCGUCCGCCUACACCAGCAUCGAGCAGCACAUCAAGCGCAGUUUCAAACUAGAGGGCCAUGAUUUCACGCUCGAGCUAAGGCCGCCCUAUUUGGGCAACGAGGACGAGGCAGUGGAUCUGCGGCCAAAGCACAUUAUGAAGAAUCUGAAACAGGUGCUGCACAGCUUCUUUCAGAAUGCCCAUUACUGCCUGCUGCUGCACAAGGCGGGCUAUCUGCUGAUCUGGCGCCGGCGCCAGUUGUACUUUGUGAUGGACGUCAAGGGUCGACGAUCCAAUGAUUUGGUCAGCGUUCGACCUGGUGUGGCCAUGUUGGUUUGCCUCCAGACCCUGGACAAUGUGGUCCAUCUGAUAAGCAAUCUAAGUGGCGAUAAUCCGGACGGCGAGUUUACCAUACGUGAGCUGGCCGUGGUGCGACUGGUUACCCCCGAUGGCCGGACAUUUCUGCGGGACACCAAUCAGCGCGACCUUGAGUAUAAUGUCAUCAGCAAUGAUUAUGCCUAUCUCAAGAGUAAUCUGCAUCUAUCGCUGAAUCCGGAGGCAGCGGUGCGCAAUUACUGCAGCAUUAUUGUGGGCGUGGCUGGCAUAUUGGCAUCCCAUAUCGAUCAUCCCGCCUCCUGGAAUACGAACAUGUUUGAUCGCCUCAUCUGUUACGGGGUCGAGCUCUGCCGCAGUUGCUGGGGCGCAAAUGUGAAGGAUCGUUUGCCCAUUAGCUUGGACAAAUUUCCCACACAGCUGCGCCUUGGACAGUUUGUUGCGGAGAUAAAGCUCAUGCCGGAAGUCGCCAAUGGGCAAUGGCGUUGUGGCCUCACGUAUCAGGGCAACGAUUUUGAGUAUGAGAUCCGGCAUAUCCUGAGGGACUUUGGCAACGCUUUGUUCCAGAUCAACAAUCAAAUGUAUGCUCUGUGGUGCAAGGACAACUUUUACUAUUUGCUCGAUCCCUAUCGGCAUAUAGUGGUCAGCCAGAAGGCGAGCAAAGAUGGUACCAAAUCCGACAAAUGUGCCACGGUGCGCAUGUUUCGGGAUUUGACUACCAUGCUCAAUGUGUUCCAUCAACUGCUUAAGGAGUCCAAUCGGCAUUCUAUUUUCUAUAUUCACGUGCUGCGCAUCAAGAAUAUAGAGAAGUGCCCCCAAGGGUUUGCCCUGAAGCCAACGCCCGAAGAUGCCUACUGUGUGGUAAAGCAGCUCAACGAGCCCAUCGAUUUCCCGCAGCAGCUGGGCAACUGCGAUAAGCUUCUGGUUGAGAUAAGCGACUAUGAGCCGGAUGUGAUAAGUAGAACGGAAGACACAAUGCUCUUUACGAUCGAUACUCCACCUUCUGAAGAGGAUGAGGAGAGUGAGGAUGGUUUCUUGGAGCAGGUCGAGGUGGAGAUUAUAAUGCCUGCCAAACAGGACACCAAAACUAAGCCUCCUAGUGCGAAACCAAGUACUAAACGGCAACCGUCACCUGGAAAAAAACAAGUAACAUUAACUAAGGAAAAACCAGGUAGUGUGUCUACUAACGUAGAGCCGGUUCCCAUGGCUCAGCUCAGAAAUAAACGAAAGUCCGUUCCUGCGAUGGGAUCCAAGCCAAUGGAAAUUGCGCCUGUGUCCAAAAAGGAAACGGAAAUCAAAGCACCGGGUAGAAAGGAAAGCAUCGAAGUGCUGCAGCAUGGAGAAAAGCCUCUGGCGGAAAGGAAAGCGCCGGCUAAAGGCACCAAAGUGCCGCAGCCUGUAAAAACGCCUCUGACGGAGUGCAAGUUUUCCGAGCUUGAAGCCAAGCUGUGUGCCAGGUAUCGCCCCAUCAAUGUUAGACAGCUCCGGCUUGAUAAUUGCUGUCGCUGCCAAUGCUCCAGGUAUACUACCAAUCAGAGAAAAACUGACGAUGCUUCGACAAGCUGUCCGCCCGUUAAAGUCACACAGAAUAGACAUCAUUUGGAAGGAGGUGCUGAGACUGCAUCGAUAUCCUAUCCCGUCUACACGAAAUAUCCGCAUAAUCUGGCCGUCGCUGGCUCCGAAAGCGGCACCGUGGAGAGCCUGAACCGCCUGCUGGACUCCGCAUUCAAAGUAACCAAUCGGGUGCUAACCAUAACCCCUUGGGGCAAUUAUGUGGUCUUUAAGCAGCCGAAACAGACUCGAGCUGCGCCAACUUCUGUAAGGUUUUACGUAUUCGAUGGUUGCACCUGCAACAUUGAUCGCUUUAGACAUUUGGAUCUGAGCAACGGCACCGCCGGUCUAUUGCCCUUCCAGACUCAAUUUGAGGUGGUCUGUUUUAUGAUUGACUCACGGGAAACGAAAGCUUUAAGAAUGCUGCGCUCACGAAUGGAUCAGUGCUCGCCGCAGUUCGAUCAGUUUCUGGUUCGUGGAACGUAGAUGCAAAUAAAAUCUGUUUUUAAAUAAUUUUUUUUUUCUUUUAACAUUUUGAAACUUCAAAAUUUGUUGUAAAGAGAUCCAGUAAAUACGAUCUAUUUAAUUUAAAUGUGAAUCAAUCUGGCGUACGUUCAUAGGAUUUAUAACGCUUACUCAAAAAGGGGAAGCCUCUAAGUAAACCACAUAUAAAUCUAUUCAAGGUCCAUCAGUAAAUAUCUUAAUUGAUUA
Messenger RNA from Drosophila virilis, 3352 nucleotides. It is a transcript of the gene ms(3)76Cc, whose product is annotated as male sterile (3) 76Cc. Lineage: Eukaryota; Metazoa; Arthropoda; Insecta; Diptera; Drosophilidae. The record is from RefSeq and is a predicted model, not a curated record.